UGUUCGUGUUGGAGAGCAUCUUUAUUCCCGCUAAGUUUACAGUUAACGACUGAAGUAGCCGUUCAGUUUGGAGUAAUAAAUGCUGUAACUACCCGCAUUAGCGGUCAGUUUGGGAGUGUUCGCUGCUCGCUGUGUGUAUUCAGGGUUUCAGUUGGAAUAAUAAAAGCUGCUUUGUGAUCCUCAGCCAUCAGCUGCAGUGUGAAGACUCUCCCAGCUGAACAUGAUGUGUUUUCAUGACGUGCAUGUGUAACUCCUGAGCAUGGAGAUGGUGUUUGUCAGCAGUCAAUACUUCAGGAAGAAAAAACCUAAAGCAUUAAUGGAGAAGUCGAUGAGCCGGUGAUGGACACGAACAGACUGCAAGCAUUUUUAACGGUAGAAGAUGGCAAAGACUGAAAUGAGGUGAAAUAAGUUACAGACACUCUGAUGGACAGCCACUCGUGAAUAAGUAAAUAGGAGUGCCUCAGAGACAGGAGAACUCGGGUCUCAUCUCAUGGACCUGUGCAGCAGGAACUCAAACCGCACGGUGCCUCUGAACGAUGGCGUGCCCAGACAAGCCGACGUGCCCCUGUGCUCCAGAACGAAUGGGUGGAGCUGGCCUCCUCACCCCUUCCAGCUGCUGGCAUGGCUUCUCUAUCUUUAUUUUGCAGUCAUAGGCUUUGGAGUUUUCAUUCCGCUGCUACCGUCACACUGGAUCCCAGCCGGCUAUAUUUGUACAGGCAUCACAUUUGUUUGCCACCUGCUUGUGCACCUGACUGCUGUCUCCAUCGACCCUGCGGACAACAACGUCCGAGCAAAGAGUUACAGGGGACCCCUGCCUGUGUUCGACCGCACGAAACACGCACACGUCAUCGAGAACUGCCACUGUUACCUAUGUGAGGUGGAUGUAGGGCCGAAAUCCAAACACUGCAGCGCCUGUAAUAAGUGUGUGGCCAGUUUCGAUCACCACUGCAGAUGGCUCAACAACUGCGUGGGCAGCAGAAACUAUUGGGUUUUUCUCAACAGUGUCAUAUCCGCUCUCCUGGGCAUAUUUUUAAUUGUUAUCAUCGCCACUUACGUUUUCAUCGAGUUCUUUUUGGAUCCAUCGAAGCUUCGAUCUGACAAACACUUCCAGCAAGUGAAGAAUGAGUCUGUGGUAUGGUUUGUGUUCUUGCCGGUGGCUCCAGUAUCUACAGCAGGUCCAGCCAUCCCCGCUCUGGCAGGAGUAACAAUCACCAUGGGGCUUCUUUCCUCAUUGCUACUCGGCCAUUUGCUCUGUUUUCACAUCUACCUCAUGUGGAACAGGCUGAGUACCUAUGAGUACAUCGUUCGUCAGAGGCAUCGACCGGACACAAGAGACAUUAACAAUGGCCCCUCAGGGAAUGAGCCUGGAGUUCCCAAGAUAAACGUCAUUAAGGAUGUGAGCUACUCAGGAACUCUAGGCUACACCAAUCCUGACAUGGAGAUGGAGGAACCCGUCACGAGGAGCUCACGUGGAAACCCAGAGUUGUACGUUAACGGCAGGAUCAGACGCUCGCGAGAAAGAAUGGCUGAUGAGGAUCUCCUCCCCACUGUGUCCACGGAGCAGAAACCAGCGCCUCGUCCGUCCAAAAACACUCAGAAGAAAAAGAAGAAAGUGCAUAAAAUACCAGCAGAAGUGAACAAUGACCGAGUCACAGAGAUGAGCAGAGGCAGACCCAUGGCACAUCAUUCAGCUGAGCAAGAGUCCUCCGUAGCCGCUGCCACUUUGUCCUCAUCCCUAAGCCAGCGACUCCCUUUCCCAGCAUUCCCUGUGCGGGUGACUCUUCCCCCUCUGGCUCCUGUGCAGGCUGCCGGCCCCCCGGCUGAGUACCACUCUGAUUCCGCAGAGUCUUUGGAGGAGAUCCCUGUAGCUCUGGCACGCCUGGGCACCGCCACGCCGGCACGGGCGCCCAUCACUACAGUCAGCCAGUCCUCCGCUACACAGCGUGUUUUGCUCCAGCCAUUACCGUCUCCGCAGCCCAGGACCAAAAGGAAGGCUGCAUCUCGCAAAGCUGCGGAAGAGAGAUUCGAAAUGGCAUCCCAUAAUCCUUUUGUUUCCGUCAUUAAAAGAAGCGAAGAGACUACUUUAACUCUCAAUGGAGCUAGGGCACAGGACGGACUCGGUUAUGUGGGAAAACGCAAGCACACAAGCAAGAAAAGAGGCACAGAGGAGGCAAGACUCCACACACCACUCGCGUAGGAAUACAAAAAGGCUCGCUAAACUUCCCAGAGAUAAGCUGCAUCAUAAAAUUAAUAAUCCAGUGGCACUACAAUCUCAGUAGCAAAAAAAAAAGAGAAAAGAAAAAGACUCUAUGCAACCAACACUGAGUAUAGGCUUUUGAACGUACAGAUUUUUUUCAGAUAUAUAUGCUGUUUCAUUCAUUUCAAUGCUUUUUGCUAAUCACUUCUUUCAUCGCAUUGCACAAUUGUAUUUGUACUUUUUUUUAUUUAUCAUUACAAAACUAUUAAUUCAUAUUGAAUGCCAAAGCUGAUGUAUUGUGUACAGUCUAUAGCAGAUUGAAAUAUCUGUUGACUGUUGCUAUAAAAAUGUUUUUAUUAUUAUUAUUUUCAUAAUUCCUGUAUGUUUAGUCAGUCAUUUAAUGUUGGUUGUUUUUACAGUGGCACAUUUUCUCACUUAUGACUAACUUAUACUUAAUGUUCAAUGUUUAAUGUUUCUUAUACUGAACUGUCACCCAUUCCUUAAAGCAGGACCCAAGUCCUAAAUAAAAGGCCAGGCCCUACGGUUCUCCUUACGGCCACACUCAUGACACUAAGUUGAGAUACUUUUGAGUAGGCCUAUGGCGUGUGAGCAAACCAGGCGCGAUGUAACGCCAAGUAUUUGUAGAGAUCCUUAAAACCGCAUUACCUUCCUGUUCUGACUAAGCGUUUAGCGAUACCAGACGAGGGUCUUCACAGUUAUUACUCACUCAGGCACUUGUGCUCAAACAUUUCCUGUUAAUUAAGAUCAGACUUAUCGUUUUAAAUCAUGUGGGCUUCACUAAAGAAUCAUUUUCUUUCGGGAUUUGUUUUACGAAGCUGUUAUUCGAGCUCUGUUUGACAAGUCUAUUAACUAAUACAAUUUACGACGGCCUCUGCUUUUUUUUGGACAAUCCCACAUGCACACGCGAAACGCUUAAUCAAUCCCACCAUUUCGCACUUUUAUUAUUCCUGUUUGCACCUGGCCAUAAUAUUUUUUAAUAAAAUGAGCUAGCUGUGUUGGUUAAGCUGUAAACAUAUUAGUGAUUAAACCGCUGUGACACUUAGUGAGGUUUUUACUGAUGAAUGAAUAUAUAAAUCAGCACAGUGAAUACCUUGCACAGUGGACGAUGCUACCAUGCUGAGUAUUUUGGUCUUUCUUUAUAUAUUUUUUUUUGUGUGUGAGGAUCUUUAACCGGCAAGUGUGGCAUUUGAGACCGGAACCUAACUAUGGCUACGUUCACGUUAAAGUCUCUUUGUUCAAUGAUCGGAUCACAUUUGCAUGUUAUGACAGUUCACAUUCAUAAUUACAAAUUAAUUUAUCCGACCUUAAAAACAUCAGAUUUGUGGGUUCAGACAGCUAAAAAAAAAUUAGAUUUGUUUCAAAUUAGGGUAAAAAAUGUAAUUUGAGUCACUUCAGGCUCAUAGUGUAAAUGUACCUUUAUUUCUUCCUAUGCCUUUUCUUGUAUGGUAAAUUGAUGCAGUAUUUUCUUUUUGUAAGCUUCACAGUCACUAUAUAUUUUCUAUGGAUUAAUAAUAAGGGGGAAAUAAAAUAAAUUGUUUGUUGUUUUGUGUCAUAUUAUGUAUGUCUUGACAAUACUAAUAGAUAGAUCAGGCCAGUUUUAAGAUAAUUUCUAAUAAUCACAAAAGGCAUCUUGUUUUUGGACUGACCUUAAAAAGAUAUUUUCCUGCAUUAUCCAGUAAUGUGGAGAGAGUAAAAGCGCACCCCAGUCUACUCUCAGUUCAGAUGAAGCUGCCCUGAUUUACAUGCAAAUGCACUUGCAAGAAGUAAACAGACACACAAAUUGUUAUGAUGAAAUCUAUGUAACAAAUUUAACAUUUUUGAAUAAGUAAGGUUUCCUCGCCCAAGUUGUUUUUACUUACUUACUCACUCAUCUUUUAUACCGCUUUAUCCUGUAUUCAGGGUCAUGGGGACCUGGAGCCUAUCCCAGGAGACUUAGGGCACGAGGCAGGGUACACCCUGGACAGGGUGACAAUCCAUUGCUGGGCACACACUCAUUCACACUACAGGCAAUUUUGGAACACCAGUUAGCCUAACCUGCAUAUUCUUGCACUGUGGGAGGAAACCGGAGUACCCGGAGGAAACUCACCAAGCACGGGGAGAACAUGCAAACCCCAUGCACACAGAGACGGGAAUCGAGCCUGGUUGGGAAUCGAACCUAGACCCUGGAGGUGCAAGGCGACAGUGCUAACCACUACACCACUAUGCCUAUAGGUUGUUUUUAAAAGAUCUUAAAAACACAAUUUCUGCACUAUAAUUCUGUUAACAGUAAAAAGGGGAUUUCCAGAGAUAGUCCAGCUGUUUAAGUAAAAAAUUAGUAGUUGUAGUUAUGUCGUCAAAUUUUGGCACAUUGGGGUCAGUAACCAUUCUAUAAACAGACAUCAGUUUGAGUAAACCAAUCAAUAAUCGAUUUUAGUCAAUAAGGGUUUUAACCAAUCAUUACACUCAUGUUUCCUGGAGAAAAAAAAUCAAUCCCACCACCGUUCAUUAUUACUUUACCUAGAGUAUAUUAGACAUACUGUAUGUACAUCAAUUAGGAUGACUUGCAUAAGACUAACUAAAUUUAUUAACGUUACAAACAUGACACAGCCAUCAAAGCUAAGUUUGUUUGUAUGUCAACUAGUAUUUAUCAUUGUACACAUACUCAUUACAGAUUUUACAUACCACUCUCUUCAUGUUAAGAUUUUCCUUUAUUGGUGGUUUACUAAAACCAAAGUACACCCACAUUAUGGAGCUGCUUUUUUCUCCAGGAAAAUUAUAUAAAAGGACACUUUGACAUACAGUACAUCAUCCGCUAUUUUAUACAACUGUAUUGUGAGCAUUAUCGGCAUUAUGUGCAUGCAUGCUUCCAUUACACAGCAGCUGUGAAAUCUCUUGUAUCUGGGUUUUUUAACAUUUUUAAUAAUCUGUUACUUGUGAAACCUGCUCUCUUGUACAGCACUGUAACACAUUAAACACCUUUUUAUCCAA
Messenger RNA from Clarias gariepinus (North African catfish), 5185 nucleotides. RefSeq names its product zinc finger DHHC-type containing 1 (gene zdhhc1). Gene Ontology annotation, molecular function: protein-cysteine S-palmitoyltransferase activity. The coding region runs from base 491 to 2197 and encodes 568 amino acids. Gene Ontology annotation, cellular component: Golgi apparatus; endoplasmic reticulum. Gene Ontology annotation, biological process: peptidyl-L-cysteine S-palmitoylation; protein targeting to membrane. The record is from RefSeq and is a predicted model, not a curated record. The transcript has 12 exons. NCBI's taxonomy places the organism in Eukaryota, Metazoa, Chordata, Actinopteri, Siluriformes, Clariidae.